AUUGGCGUGGAAUUUAUCGUUAGGUAUUUCUGUUUAAAAAGUCAACUGUGUAUAUUGUGCUCGAAAGAAGUAUCAUUAGUUAGUAAAUAAACAUGUAUCAGAAUUCUCCACGUGAAAAAUAUUAUUUCUACAAUAGUUUGUCAAUUUUAUUAAAAGCUCUCGAAAAUAAACAAACGACAAUAGACUUGAGAAAUGAAGCAUCGGUUUAUGGUACCAUAGAACAUGUGGAUGCAUAUAUGAAUGUCAUGAUGAAAAACUGUUUAUUUACGGAUCCAAGAGGCGAUAAGUUCUCCUUCGAAAUGUUUUUUGUUCAAGCAAGAAACAUACGAUUUGUGCAAAUACCACCAAAGGUACGCAUUAUACCAGCUAUCAAGGAUCAGCUACAGCAAUUAAAUCAAUCCAAAAGCAAUAGGAAAGAUACAAAACGUACUUUUAAAGAAAAACGUGUCCAAUUAAGGCAACAAGAAGGAGUAUUAGCUGUACAAAAUAUGUUAGAAACCAAGAAAGCCAAGGAGCCUAAAAAUAGUAAAGAUGAAUAACUCAUAAUCAUUAAUAAUUCUAAUGAACAUUGAUGAAUUAUUUACAAUUUAUACAGUGCACAUAUUCUUUAAACGCUAAAAAGAUUAUUAAAUUUUUGAAUAU
This is a messenger RNA of Vespa mandarinia (Asian giant hornet), 642 nucleotides long. It is a transcript of the gene Nt5a, whose product is annotated as 5' nucleotidase A. Lineage: Eukaryota; Metazoa; Arthropoda; Insecta; Hymenoptera; Vespidae. Gene Ontology annotation, molecular function: 5'-nucleotidase activity; U7 snRNA binding; histone pre-mRNA DCP binding. The record is from RefSeq and is a predicted model, not a curated record. Gene Ontology annotation, biological process: mRNA 3'-end processing by stem-loop binding and cleavage. Gene Ontology annotation, cellular component: cytoplasmic U snRNP body; nuclear body.